AUUUAACAGAAACAACUUACGGAUUGGGCUAACCUGAAGUAAGGAGUGUGCCAUAUUAUCUCCGUAUUUUCUUGGUAAAGAAACAGCAGAUCUAGCACAUAUUUACUAGUCCUGUCCUAGUCGUUGUUCCAAUAAAUGAUCAAAAUUUUAUGACAAUAGGCUGAGACAUAGUGGUAGACUGCUUGUAGACGAGAUUAUCCAAGACAGAUGAGUUCCAAGUCUGGUUGGACAAUAGUUAUCAUUUGGCUGUAUUUCGGGACAUCACAGGUUAACACUUGUGGCAAAUUUCAGUUCGAGGACAACACAAGACGUUGUCGUCCGUGUCGAAAGUGCCGCAAAAAUAUAGAUGAAGUCAUUAAACUGGGGCUCCAUGUAGACAAGUGUAUAGACACUGCCAACCCCACACCAGAGUGGUUAGAUGGUAUUUAUUAUUGCCAAGGUAUCCAUGAUUCUUGGCCAGAAUGUAAAGAGUGGAAUCCACAAAAUGGCCACCUUUCAUGCAGUAAUGGCAUGAGGAUUGACACCAAUUGUAGAUUACAUUGUAUUAAAGAUUAUUAUCCGUCCUUGAAUGAAUCUGUCACAUGCACAGGGGAUUUAGAAUGGAACAAACCUGUACCGUAUUGUGUACAUAUUAAUGAUUCCAUCACCACCACACCCAAACCAGAAUGCCCCGUUUGGUCACCUAGUCAUGGAUAUAUCAACUGUACAAAUAGUAGAGAUGUUGGUAGUGUAUGUACCUUAUCUUGUAACGAAGGAUUUGAUCCGUCCCAUAACCAAGGUAUAACCUGCUCAAAACAACUCCAAUGGGAUGGCCAGCUGCCAUUAUGUGUUCCCGAGCCAACUACCACAACGCCAAGACCAACGUGCCAGCCAUUGGAGGUUCUCAAUGGAACUCUGUAUUGUUUAGAAGACAGUUUUAGUGGUAGUGAGUGUACUGUUAUAUGUAAUGAAGGGUUUACAUUGUCUGUGAAUACCACUGUUAUCUGUACAGACAAUUUGAUUUGGAGCGAUGUCCCACCAUCUUGUGAUGAAAUUCAGAAAUCACCUACACCAAUUCCAAGAUGCAAUGACAUAGCAGUGGAAAAUGGAACUGUUUCAUGUACCAUGGACUUUGAUGUAGGUAGCUAUUGUAACGUCACAUGUUCCAAAGGGUUUAAUGCUACAAGCUAUGAGCCCUUGUGCUGUAGACCAAACCAAACAUGGAGCAACCCCCUGCCACUAUGUGUUUCUUCUGUACCAGUUUACCCUAUCACGAGUAGGCCUACUCAAGACAGUUUCAUUUGGUUUAUUGUUUGUGCAGUAUUUGGGGCAGCAUUGGUCGUUAUUGUUGUAUUAGCUUUGUGCAGUCUUUAUAGAAAUAGGAAAAACAACAAUAUUUGGCAGAUACGUAGGUCCUCUGAUUCUGAUCAAAUAGAAUUGUCGGAGUCAUUAAGAUUCCCUGAAGAUUCCGACUGUGAGUCAUGUGGAAAAUACUGCGUAUGUUUGAUGCCUAAAACAACUUCGAAAGUGAGCGAUGCCGAACAAGGUCAGGGAAACCACAAAUUCGUGAGUUGGUCAGAUUACCACAUUGGAGGUUCAUUGGAUCAACCAAUUGACAAACCUGGAGGUUCAUCAGAUGAACCAAUCAACCAUGCUGGAGGUUCAUCAGAUGAACCAAUCAACCAUGCUGCAGGUUCAUCAGAUGAACCAAUCAACCAUGCUGGAGGUUCAUCAAAUGAACCAAUCAACCAUGCUGGAGGUUCAUCAGAUGAACCAAUCAAUAGAGCUAGAGGUCCAUCAAAUGAACCAAUCAACCAUGCUGGAGGUUCAUCAGAUGAACCAAUCAGUAGAGCUGGGAGUUCAUCAGAUACUGGCAGAAACUUUCAAAUUUCUGAAGAAUUGGCAUCAGCUGAGGCUCUGAAAUCAAUCAGUUAUGAGGACAUGAUGGAACUUACAAAGUUAUUUGACCGAAGUUCAUUGCCUGACAAGUUCAAUUGGAAAAUGCUGGCUUCCAUAGUUUUAAAGUUAAAUUGCCAUGAAAUAGAACACAUUGAAUAUAAACAUAAGGAGAACGAAACUGGCCCAACACAGAAAAUUUUUAGAAGGAUGGGAACAGAGGGUAAAACACUGUUUAAAGUUAUUAACGUCUUGGAGAGUUAUGAUACACACAGCAAUGUUAAGGAAGCCUUGAAGAUUCUAUACAAGUAUUGUGAUGACCAGAUAGUCAUAUAAGUUGUCAGAUACAGUGAAGUCUUGUUGCUAAUAUUUGCACAUAAUAUCGUGGCUCAAAUUUUGACACUUCUACUGACUGGCUCCGUUAAAAAAUUCCUGUUUCUGAGACUAAGGUACGAUUGGUAAAAAAAAAUGGCUCACUGUCCCUUUAAAGUGUUUAAAAUACAACUAUUAUUGAAGGUUGAAAAAUAAAAUACAGACAGUUGAAAAAUUGAAUACUCCAAACAUACAAUCUCAUUCAACAAAACUCUGAAACAAUUUUGAACGUUAAUGCUGAUUGGCUUAGCUUAAAAAUUUUCAGAAACUAUGAUUGGUAAAAAAAAAAAUGGCAUACCAUUUACAAGAUUUGAUAUUUUUAAUCAACUUUCACUUGAAAAUUUACAUUAUGAAUUGUUCAAAUAUUUUCAAAUAUUUGAUGUAUAUAGAUUUAGCUGUUUUUUUUAAUUGAUUUAUCAUAUAUUAUCUCUUUUAAAUAUUGUAAUUAUUGACUUGUAGGCUUUCUACUUUUUUUCUACUUUUUUUUCUACUUUUUUUUCUACUUUUUUUUUACUUUUUCUAAAAUAUGUCUUAAAAAUGUCUAAUAUUUGUGAUGUGUGUAUUAAAUCACCAAAACUU
Lottia gigantea (owl limpet) is the source of this 2826-nucleotide messenger RNA. RefSeq lists its product as hypothetical. The record is from RefSeq and is a predicted model, not a curated record. The coding region runs from base 208 to 2211 and encodes 667 amino acids. The transcript is spliced from 12 exons. Lineage: Eukaryota; Metazoa; Mollusca; Gastropoda; Lottiidae.